This is a messenger RNA of Drosophila rhopaloa, 355 nucleotides long. RefSeq lists its product as uncharacterized. The coding region runs from base 102 to 248 and encodes 48 amino acids. NCBI's taxonomy places the organism in Eukaryota, Metazoa, Arthropoda, Insecta, Diptera, Drosophilidae. The record is from RefSeq and is a predicted model, not a curated record. The transcript has 2 exons.
AGCUUGAAAUCCAACAGACUAAAGUGUGAAGGCCUAGCAGUCGAUACCUAAUCAGCGAUUUUCUAAAAUAUUUUCCCCAACGUGCAAAAACAAAUGUGUCAAUGAAGACACCGGACACCAAAGCCAAGCUGCUGAAUAAUAUAAGUCUAUCUAAACAUCUGUCUUCCAAGAAAGGCGGCUCUCGCACUAGUAACUGCGGCAAUUGUCUGGAAUUCUCCGUGCUGACGCGUCUCUCCAGUGUGCCCUGAAUCCCCCCGAACACCACCAAGCUCAUCUUAGCCUCUGUUUAAACUUGAAAGUAAUCCUUGAAAAUGGUUCACCAAAUGCGCACACCCAGCAAGGCCAUCCCGGCCAA